Molecule: messenger RNA, 565 nt
Organism: Saprolegnia diclina VS20
Lineage: Eukaryota; Oomycota; Saprolegniomycetes; Saprolegniales; Saprolegniaceae
Exons: 1
Coding region: 1-483 (160 amino acids)
Source: RefSeq, a predicted model, not a curated record
AUGCUCGACAUUGUAGAGAUCCCAACCGAAGCGCUCUUCCUCGAGCGCACGCGCUGCUUAAUGCCGACGCCGAUGCCAGCAACAGUGUCAACAACGAACAAGACCACGUGGUACUUUCUCUUGGUCGACGACAGCGACUGCGCAGUGGCCGCCGCCAUCUUGUCGACGGUCCACGGCCUCUUCCUCGGACAUUCCAUGACGAGCGAUGGCGCGGCAGCGCUGGGGCAGUACAUGGCGCUGCACCAGAUUGCCUCGUUCCCAUCACUCCACGGUGACUUCAACUGCAUGCUCGCCUUUGCUACCGGCUACGAACGGUCGCUUGGGUAUGUGACGGGGAGCAACAUGCCGCAGUGGCUGGACGCGCUCUACUUCAACAGCGAACUCAAGAUCGACUCGUUUUGGAGCCUGGACACAGGCAAGAACCACAACCGUGCGACGACCUUGUGCCGGGCCGAGAGCGAAGGCGGCGCGAUGCUCCGAUGAUUCGUAUUUAUAUUUUCAAAUGCAAACUAUUUUCAUUGCAGCUCACAAAAUGAUAAUUGUAUGCUGCAUUGAUUCGACUGAA